Messenger RNA from Hibiscus syriacus, 1103 nucleotides. Its product is annotated as glucose-induced degradation protein 8 homolog. Gene Ontology annotation, molecular function: protein binding. Gene Ontology annotation, biological process: cell surface receptor signaling pathway; cytoskeleton organization. Gene Ontology annotation, cellular component: cytoplasm. The transcript is spliced from 7 exons. NCBI's taxonomy places the organism in Eukaryota, Viridiplantae, Streptophyta, Magnoliopsida, Malvales, Malvaceae. Bases 108 to 755 code for a protein of 215 amino acids. The record is from RefSeq and is a predicted model, not a curated record.
CUGCGACCAUCGCUUCUUUGUGCGGACUGAUAUAUCCACGAAAGCACCCAUUUUUAUUACCAAAUACCGAAACCUAAAAGGCUUCGGUUCGCGUAAUCUGCCGGAUCAUGGAAGUUGAUCCUCGUCUAUACGAACAAAUUUCAGUCAAUGAUAAUGACAUCCACAACAUUGUUAUGUCGUAUCUUGUCCACAAUUGCUUUAAAGAAACCGUGGAAUCUUUUAUUGCUUGUACUGGGAUGAAGCAGCCUUCUGAUCAUCUUGAGGACAUGGAAAAACGAAAACGAAUUUAUCAAUUUGCUUUAGAGGGGAAUGCACUUAAGGCAAUUGAGUUAACUGAAGAGCUAGCAGCUAACUUACUAGAGAAAAAUAAGGACCUGCAUUUUGAUCUUCUGAGCCUUCAUUUCGUUGAGCUUGUAUGCUCUAGGAAAUGCACAGAAGCUCUGGAAUUUGCACAGAUGAAACUGACCCCAUUCGGGAAGGAGCAAAAAUAUGUUGAAAAGCUUGAAGAUUUUAUGGCUUUGCUUGCAUACGAGGAACCGGAGAAAUCUCCGAUGUUUCACCUGCUUAGCUUGGAGUACCGGCAGCAUGUUGCAGAUAGUUUAAAUCGAGCAAUUCUUGCUCAUGCAAACCAUCCAACCUACACGGCAAUGGAAAGGCUGAUACAACAAACAACAGUAGUUAGGCAAUGCUUAAAUCAAGAGCAUGGAAAGGAUGGGCCUCCUCCGUUUUCUUUGAAGGACUUCCUGAGAAGCUGAAGUGCUUAAAACUCGAAGAACUUCUGUGGAGAACUGUUAAAGGGUACUUAUAUCUUUGUUUCCGAUUGUGGUUUCACUUUAAGGUCUCAUCGUGGUUGACGGCAUAGUCGUUGCCUGCGUCUCUGUAAAGGUUUUGACAAUGGCCCUUUGGGUGCAUCUAAAUGUUCAUGCUCUUUCUGAAGUUUGCCUGAUUGCCUCUUUUCAUGAAUGGUCGUCUAAAGCUCUAAUUUUGCAAUUUGGGUUGCAAUUGGCCUUUUUAAAGUUAAAAGUUUUCAACUUUUAUUUUGAUUUUUAGUUCAUUUGUAUCUGAGUGUUAAUAUUACAUAACUAUCAAAUCAAAAAUUACGU